GACACCUGAGCCUGGCAGGAUUUGUAACCGGAGAGUUUUGCGUCUUUUCCCCAACCCCAUCUUCCCUGGGGAGAUCCGAGCCCUUCUUUCCACUUGGGGAGACUGCAGGGACAUCUCAGGAUUCUGCUGCCUUGGUCUGCAACUCCCUGAGCGCUUGGGCUGCUCUGCGGCUGGCUGGCGCUGGGCGCUCUGAUCCAGCGCUCGCUUUGAAAUCUACCCCCUCCUUUUUUUUUUUUUUUUUAAACCAGGUAUGAUGAUGUCAAACGUGAUGCCGAUGCUACAGUUACAGACACGGCCCCUGCUGGCGCAGCCUCUCUGAUUCUCUCUCCCUCCGCGUCCAGCGCUGGGCUUUUUCAGACAAGUGCAUCUUCUAACCAGGUCACAUUUCAGCCACGACCCACCAUCCGUCAGUCACCAGAGUCAGACCGCAGGAGGAGGGCUGAGGAGGACGGCAGCAUUUCCUUCACCAACAGCGGGGUGGAGGGAAGGACGUUUAAAUCCUGCAAAAGUCAAGACCCCCCAGGUCCAACCCAGACCACGAUGCGCGCCCCGAGCUGCGGACGACUGGCGCUGCCACUGCUGCUCCUCGCCGCAGCCGCCCUGGCCGAAGGCGACGCCAAAGGGCUCAAGGAGGGCGAGACCCCCGGCAAUUUCAUGGAGGACGAGCAAUGGCUGUCGUCCAUCUCGCAGUACAGCGGCAAGAUCAAGCACUGGAACCGCUUCCGAGACGAGGUGGAGGAUGACUACAUCAAGAGCUGGGAGGACAAUCAGCAAGGAGAUGAAGCCCUGGACACCACCAAGGACCCCUGCCAGAAGGUAAAGUGCAGCCGCCACAAAGUGUGCAUCGCCCAGGGCUACCAGCGGGCCAUGUGCAUCAGCCGCAAGAAGCUGGAGCACAGGAUCAAGCAGCCUACCCUGAAGCUCCAUGGGAAUAAGGACUCCAUCUGCAAGCCCUGUCACAUGGCCCAGCUCGCCUCUGUCUGUGGCUCCGACGGCCACACUUACAGCUCGGUGUGUAAGCUGGAGCAGCAGGCCUGUCUGAGCAACAAGCAGCUGGCUGUGAGAUGCGAGGGCCCUUGUCCCUGCCCCACGGAGCAGGCGGCCACCUCCACCACCGACGGCAAGCCAGAGACCUGCACAGGUCAGGACCUGGCUGACCUGGGGGAUCGGCUGCGGGACUGGUUCCAGCUCCUUCAUGAGAACUCCAAGCAGAACAGCUCAGCCAGUGGAGCAGCCAGCCCGGCCGCUGGGCUGGACAAGAGCCUGGGGGCCAGCUGCAAGGACUCUAUCGGCUGGAUGUUCUCCAAGCUGGACACCAGUGCUGACCUCUUCCUGGACCAGACAGAGCUGGCUGCUAUCAACCUGGACAAGUACGAGGUCUGCAUCCGCCCCUUCUUCAAUUCCUGCGACACCUACAAGGAUGGCCAGGUGUCCACUGCCGAGUGGUGCUUCUGCUUCUGGAGGGAGAAGCCCCCCUGCCUGGCGGAACUAGAGCGCAUCCAGAUCCAGGAGGCUGCCAAGAAAAAACCAGGCAUCUUCAUCCCAAGCUGUGACGAGGACGGCUAUUACCGAAAGAUGCAGUGUGACCAGCACAGUGGCGACUGCUGGUGUGUGGACCAGCUGGGGUUGGAGCUGACCGGCACCCGCACGCACGGCAGCCCCGACUGUGACGACAUCGUGGGAUUCUCAGGGGACUUUGGGAGCGGUGUCGGCUGGGAGGACGAGGAGGAGAAGGAGACAGAAGAAGCAGGCGAGGAGGCCGAGGAGGAGGAGGGCGAGGCAGGCGAGGCGGACGAUGGAGGCUAUAUCUGGUAGAUGGCCCUUGGGAGCCGUGGCAGGCCAGGGUGCCGACGGCCAGGGAGACGGGCCAGCAGGGACCUGGACAGCAGCAGGCAGCUUAGCAAGUGGAUCCGGAAAUCAGUCAGAAGGACCCUGGCUCGGUGGGGAGGCCUCGAGGUGUGAGUGCAUGAUACGCGUGAGGCAUGUGUGGCUGGGACGGGCGAAUGCGUGUGUGCGUGUGGCAUGCGCUGACCAACGUGUCCUUGACCCCUCACGCUCCUGGCAGCGUGAGUCACCCAAAGGCCCUUCAGCCUCCCUGUAGUUUUCUUUCCAUCUGUUGUUGGUUUUAGAAUACACACACCACACACACACACAACCACACAGGCAAAAUCAAUGAACUGGAAUGCCCGGUCCCUGUCCCCACCCCAACACUCUGGGGUUCCCACCCUGGCUCAGCCAUCCCUGCCGACCCUUCUCCCUCCCUCUGCUGGGGUCAAAGGUGGGGAGGGCAGGCUGCUUCCUAGGAGCUGGAGGUCUUCCCAAAGUUGGGUGGAGUUGGUGUGAGACCAGCCUCAGAUGAUGGGCCAGGACACUGGCCACAGCAAGACCUGUCCCUCUGCUGAAUUCCCAAGCACUGGAGAGACUCUCCUAACCCAAGCCAGAGUGACCAAAGGGGGCGGAGAAGGAGCUGGGGGCACAGGGCGCGGGCACAGGGGAGAGGAGCCCUUCCCACAGGAGGGGUGGAGCAGCGCAAGGAGCAGGGCCUGCUCAGCAGAGGGAGGCUGCAGGCACAGAUCCGGGCAGGCUGGCUGCCGGGCCCCAGAGCAGCCCCACUGCUCAGACCCUGGCCAUGGGCUGGGCUGCUUGCUGUCUUGGAGGCUGUGGGCUGUGGCUACGCAGGCCAGCCCUGCCUGGCUCCCCUUUGGCACAGUCUGAUGGGGUGCUGCUUUUGCCUCUGUCCCUCAUGCCAGGGUCUCCCUUGUCCACUCCAGGGAGCCUGAAAACCAGGAGUAGCAGAUGUGUGCCCACCUUCCUGACCCCCUAACUCAAUGCUCCCCUCCCACCCAGACCAAUAGACAGACAUGUCCCUGGGACCCUGUGAAGAAGAAGCAGUUGGAAGUUGCCGCCUGCUGAGGUCAUGAUCCUUCCUCGCCUCUCCUCCUUGAGGAGAGGUACCCCUGGGCCAUCCCCAGCCCUGUUCCUCUCAGCCCCUGGGGCUCCCUCUGCCCCCUGAGCUGCCUUAGUGAAGGGGCUCCUCCACGUUCUAUUUUGAAGCCCUGUAGUGUGAAAGAGUAGUGGAAAGUCUGUCCGCGGGGACAAGGUGGGGGCAGCUAGGCCCCAGGCCACCCCUCAUUGUUCCCCAGAUCUCCUGACCAGGUCGGAGGCCAUCUUACCCAGAGAAGACGCCCUGUGGUUUCUUGUUUGUGCGUUUAUCGUUGUAUCUCCUAAGCAGUCCAGUUCUCCCUAGGGAAGCAAAUUCCUUAAUGCCUUUGGUGAAGAAUCUCUUACCCAGGCUCGGGCCUCUGGCACCCCUGGGUGCAUGUAGAGUGCAGCGUGUGUGUGUGUAUGUGUGUGUGUGUGUGUGUGUGUGUGUGUGUGUGUGAGUGCGUGCGCACAUGUGUGUGAAUCUGGGGGCCAUCCUGGUGGCCUGGGAGUGUGGGGAGGGCUCCCUGCUCUCGCCAGCGUCUCCCUGCAUCUGCUGAGGGUCAGUGGGAUUUUUGGAAGAACCUUGCCCUGUCCACCCCUUUACUCCACCCGGGAACCAACAUCUUCUCUUGGGGGAAAUAACAAAACUCCACUUAGCCCCAUAAAGCGCUUCUCAUCCUGCAGCACAGUUCUGAUCUUUGAGGUGUCGCGCUGUUCCGGACCCCCCAAGUCCCUUGCCCCUGCCUACCCCGCCCUGUGCUCCCACCUCCUUCCUCUGGUCCCCUGCUCAGUCACAUCAGCCCUCUGCUAACCAGUGGUGGCCACUCCUCUGACUCGGAGCUACUUGAAACUUCCUGCUCUUGCUAGGAUCUGAGUCUGUCUCUUCCUCAGCCCCAGCUGGACUUCCAGAACUGUCUGGGGUGGCUGUGGAGAAUGCCCGGCUCUCUGGGGUGGGGAGGGGAUGCAGAGGAAGGGGCCUCACUCCUCCUCUUACUGCUGCCCUCCCCUGCGGGGGGCCUGCUCUCUGUGUCUCUGGGUCUUCCGAUUGUGCACGUUUUUCUGACCUUGUAAAUAUGUUUUAGAAAGAAAGUGAAAGGCAUUGAACUAGCCCCUGACAGGCCUGCAGGGGUCCAGGCUUGCCCUGCCCUGAAGCUUCUCACCCCUCAAAAGCAGACAAAAGCAGCUGCUCCUCAUGGGGUGAAGGCCUCCAAGUGAUUUCUUGUUACACAAGCUUAAGGAUUCCUGGUGAGCAAGGUUGCAGGUUAUCCCUCCCUUAGCCAGUGGAUUCACGCCCUUGACCAAGCUGCCUGCCCCAGCCCCUCCCAGCCCCUGUACACAUGUCCUCACCCCUUCGACCUCACUCCCCUGGAGUAGGCAGGCGGGGCAACGAGGGCUGCAUGGACAAGAGCUCAGCCUAAUUGCAGCAGAACCAAGUCUUGCCUGGCCCCAGAGCUGCCGUUGGCCAUCCCGGGCCACCUGGGCCCAAGGAUGGUGGAAGAGAUGGAUGUGUAAGAUGGGUAGGUUGUGGUUGGAGAAAAUAAAUGUGCCUUGAGAGACCACUCACAGGUCUGAGGGUGAUGGAGGAGGGGGUGGCCUGGGAAGCUCAGGAAGGAGGCACAGCUGGAGAGAGGGAGAGACAGCUUGGCUGCCACCUAGUGUCCUGCUGGGACAGUGACCACACGAUGGUCACUGACCUUUCCUGACCUUUCCUUUCCGGAGCUCCUUCUGCUUCCAGCUUCACCCCUGGGGGUGGGGGUCCAUUGGUAUUGAUAUGGGAACCCUUCAUUUCACCAAAGCCUGAGCCCACAGCCCUUGGGGAGAACAACUGGCAGAUUUCUGACAUCCGCAUCCGGGGUCAUCAUGGGGCUGCGGGCUGGUGGGGGUGGGGGGGUCCCAGGGAAGAGAUGGUGGGGGAGGAAAAGGAGACCAGAGACAUCCCAAGGAAGUCCCCAGCAGAGCAAACUGCUUCAUAGCCUGCAGCCUAGUUAAACUGUGUGAUGUGCAAUAACUGAGCUUAGAGUUAAGAAUUGUGUUCAAGUGCUUGGAUUUCCGUCCGUAGAUUUAAGUGCUGAAAUCGUAUCUCUCAGUAAUUUUAGAUUGUCUUUUUUAAAAAAAUCGAGAAACAAUGUGUUAGAUCUGUGUGUGCGUUGAUGGGCACUCAAGCGUCCCUUGGAUCACUCCACCCUCUCCCUCUCCCCUGCACCCCCCACCCCUCACCUGCCACCUCCCACAUGACAGCCCCCACCCGCCUCCACUUGGGGACCCCGCGCCUCGUGUUGUCUUUAUCUGCCUAUUACUCAGCCUAAGGAAACAAGUACACUCCACACAUGCAUAAAGGACAUCAAAUGUUAUUUUUAAGAAAAUGGAAAAUAAAAACUUUAUAAACACCA
Molecule: messenger RNA, 5315 nt
Organism: Sciurus carolinensis (gray squirrel)
Lineage: Eukaryota; Metazoa; Chordata; Mammalia; Rodentia; Sciuridae
Gene: Spock2
Product: SPARC (osteonectin), cwcv and kazal like domains proteoglycan 2
Exons: 11
Coding region: 541-1815 (424 amino acids)
Molecular function (GO): calcium ion binding; protein binding
Source: RefSeq, a predicted model, not a curated record